Guillardia theta CCMP2712 is the source of this 1146-nucleotide messenger RNA. RefSeq lists its product as hypothetical. Bases 1 to 1146 code for a protein of 381 amino acids. The transcript is spliced from 2 exons. The record is from RefSeq and is a predicted model, not a curated record. Lineage: Eukaryota; Cryptophyceae; Pyrenomonadales; Geminigeraceae.
AUGGCUCAUCAGCAGGGGCAUCCUUAUCAUCAGUUUCUUCCCCCAGAGCUCUUAAGGAUGCCGCAAAGAUCUCGCAACGAACAAGAUCUGAUCCACCUUCCUCCUAGCUACUACACCCAGGACCACACCCUCCCGGUCUACCAUCAGCAGGUAUUGCAGCCUACUCCGUACACCAUCCACCCGCAGCAGAUUCUCCCUCCUCGAAGCACAGAGAUGCAGCAUCCAUUCCUGGUACAGCAGACGCUCGAGCGUCAGCAGCAUAUGCCGCAUGGACUGCCGGACCUGUUCCUGGUACAGCAGACGCUCGAGCGUCAGCAGCAUAUGCCGCAUGGACUGCCGGACCCGUUCCUGGUACAGCAGACGCUCGAGCGUCAGCAGCAUAUGCCGCAUGGACUGCCGGACCCGUUCCUGGUACAGCAGACGCUCGAGCGUCAGCAGCAUAUGCCGCAUGGACUGCCGGACCCGUUCCUGGUACAGCAGACGCUCGAGCGUCAGCAGCAUAUGCCGCAUGGACUGCCGGACCCGUUCCUGGUACAGCAGACGCUCGAGCGUCAGCAGCAUAUGCCGCAUGGACUGCCGGACCCGUUCCUGGUACAGCAGACGCUCGAGCGUCAGCAGCAUAUGCCGCAUGGACUGCCGGACCCGUUCCUGGUACAGCAGACGCUCGAGCGUCAGCAGCAUAUGCCGCAUGGACUGCCGGACCCGUUCCUGGUACAGCAGACGCUCGAGCGUCAGCAGCAUAUGCCGCAUGGACUGCCGGACCCGUUCCUGGUACAGCAGACGCUCGAGCGUCAGCAGCAUAUGCCGCAUGGACUGCCGGAUCCUCUUAUCAGUGACGGGGCUCGCAGUCGUGCAGGCGUUUCCUCUCCGUCGGCCAAGGACCUUCACUUGUCGUCAUGGCGUGCGAUGGAAGGCGAAGAGUCUCCAUGGACCGAGGCACUGGAGCGACACGUCGAGAGAGGAGGAGGGCAGCGCGCGGCUGCUGGGAUGAACGUGGAGGAGCCAACGAAGCCUCGUGUUAGCUACAUGGAUGAAGAUGCUGCUGGUAUGGUCAGCGGUGAACGUGAAGGACUCGAGGAGGAGGGAGGAGAAAUUUGCGGGAAGCGCGUCCUACAACCUUCCUCUGCUGGGCCCGAAGGCGAUUGA